Leptosia nina is the source of this 360-nucleotide messenger RNA. NCBI's taxonomy places the organism in Eukaryota, Metazoa, Arthropoda, Insecta, Lepidoptera, Pieridae. The record is from the annotation of a GenBank genome assembly.
AUGGUACCAAAGUUGGUAAUACCCCGUUUCCACGUGGUACUCAAUUAUGCCACGAUAGACCUCAAUGGGUCGGGGACUUACCCGGACGAGCGGAUAAAUCGCCGCGAGCGUCCCCCGCCGGGGCUGUUCACCUCGAUAAAAUUACCUGAAGCCGAGCCCCCAAACGGAGUGGCGCCCCUGCUGGAUUUUCCGCGGGGGCGCAUGCGACCAGUUACUUUCCUGGGCGAGGGACCACAUGGCACUGUAACAAAAAUGUCAUCACAUAAUUUCACCUGCCAAGGCAAGAGACGCUGGACCCUUUUUGAAAGGGUGAUAAAGCCAAAAUUACUAGUCAACUGCAAUCUUUUGAUCACCGCGUGA